UGCUGUCUGAACAUGACUGGCCUCCUGUUCCUCCUGAUCAUCUGCUGUUCAGGGUAUCUUUUUGGUGCUGAAGGCGCAGUUUUUCUUGACCAUGAAAAUGCCACCAAGAUUCUUAAUCGACCAAAGAGGUAUAACUCGGGUAAACUGGAAGAAUUCGUUCAAGGAAACCUUGAAAGGGAAUGCAAAGAAGAAAAAUGUGAUUUUGAAGAAGCUCGAGAAGUUUUUGAAAACACAGAAAAGGCAAGUGAAUUUUGGAAUCAGUAUGUGGACGGUAACCAGUGCGAGUCCAAUCCCUGCUUAAAUGGAGGUGUAUGCAAGGAUGCAACAAAAGCCUACGAGUGCUGGUGCCGAGGUGGAUAUGAAGGAAAGAACUGUGAAAUAGAUGCCAGCUGUAGCAUUAAAAAUGGUGGCUGCAAGCAAUUCUGCAAGAUGAAUAACUUGAACAAGGUGGUGUGUCACUGUACUUCAGGAUACCGAUUGGCAGAAGACCAAAAGUCCUGUGAACCAGAAGUACCAUAUCCUUGUGGAAGAGUGUCAGUUCCUUUAAAUCUUAAGAAACUCACCCGUGCCGAAAGCGUCUUCGUCAAUAUGGACAAUGCAAACUCUACCGAGGAGGAGCAGGUUCCAGAUGAAGGCACACAAAUCACGCCCAUACAUAAAGAAUUGAAUCGGGUCGUUGGUGGAAAAGAUGCCAAGAAGGGAGAGAUCCCUUGGCAGGUCAUUUUGAAUGGAAAGAUUAAAGGGUUCUGUGGUGGCUCCAUCGUCAAUGAGAAGUGGAUUGUAACUGCAGCCCACUGCAUUGAACCUGGCAAUGAAAUUACUGUCGUCGCAGGCGAGCAUGAUACUGAGACUGAAGAAGGAACUGAGCAGACUAGACGUGUGAUCCGAGCUAUCCCUCACCACACCUACAAUGCCACCAUCAGUAAGUACAGCAAUGAUAUAGCCCUUUUGGAGCUGGAUGAACCCUUGCAGCUAAAUGAGUACGUGACCCCGAUCUGCAUCGCAGACAAGGAGUACACCAACAUCUUCCUCAAGUUUGGAAAAGGCACCGUGAGUGGCUGGGGCAAGAUCUACCACAGGGGCCGCUCGGCCACUAAACUCCAGGUCCUCAAUGUUCCCUUUGUGGACAGAGCCACGUGUCUGCGUUCCACCAAGGUCACCAUCCUCAACAACAUGUUCUGUGCUGGCUAUCACCAGGGUGGCAAAGACUCUUGCCAAGGAGACAGCGGGGGGCCCCAUACCACAGAAGUGGAAGGCACCAGCUUCCUCACUGGCAUCAUCAGCUGGGGAGAAGAAUGCGCCUUGGAAAAUAAGUAUGGCAUCUAUACGAAGGUCUCCCGCUAUGUCAACUGGAUUAAAGAGAAAACAAAACGCACCUAAGCAUACCAGCCUUGCUUCCUUUCCAGAAUGUCCCUUGGUGUUUUGGAUUGAGAAAAAAGACAGGAAUGGCUCCGGUACUGAUGAAUUUCCUAUCAAUUGUUGGGUACGAAUAACGUUAUCUCACAAUGCUGCUUUGGAACAGAGAGAACGGUGGGUAAAAGUCAGACUACACUAGUCUGUAUAUACAAGAGGGGAAACAAUCACUGAAUAAAUAUUAUGCUGUGACAAUGUGAUCGGUCCCACAGGGCCAGCUCUUGCCCAAACAGUGAAGCAGA
This is a messenger RNA of Gracilinanus agilis (Agile Gracile Mouse Opossum), 1655 nucleotides long. It is a transcript of the gene F9, whose product is annotated as coagulation factor IX. Gene Ontology annotation, molecular function: calcium ion binding; serine-type endopeptidase activity. The transcript has 8 exons. The coding region runs from base 13 to 1380 and encodes 455 amino acids. Gene Ontology annotation, biological process: zymogen activation; blood coagulation. Gene Ontology annotation, cellular component: extracellular region. Lineage: Eukaryota; Metazoa; Chordata; Mammalia; Didelphimorphia; Didelphidae. The record is from RefSeq and is a predicted model, not a curated record.